CGAUCGAACCAAUGCGCUUAUUCGUGUGUGAGCCCAAGAGCUAGCUAGACAUCGUCUCGUACCUCCGCGAAGUGCAUUGGUCGGCAAGACGGUAAACAAACAAAGCGUGACACUUAUCCGGUCACUCGGGGGUGAAAAUACCGACAGUGUGGUGUAACGUGCAGCUCCGCUUCAGAACCGGCACCAAACAUGAGAUGCUCUAGGUGGCCCCUGUUACCCCUGCUGCUGGUGCUGACCGUUCAGCAGUGUGCCGGCCAGCGGGAAGUGUUUCGGCUGUUCGCGAACUGUCGCUACGGCAAGCCCAACUUUGAUCCGUGCAUCAAGAAAGCGUUCAACGCGCUACGGCCAUGGUUUAAGACAGGUUUGCCCGAGUUUAACGUGGCCCCGUUCGAUCCUCACCGGGCCGAAUUCAUCGAGCAGCGGCGGGGCGAUCUCGGCGGGCUCGGCGGCUACCGGUUGCUGCUGUCCAACGUGUCCGAGUACGGCUGGAUGCAGUCGGAGGUGACCAAGUACCGGACCGAGCCGAAGCACGACCGCAUCGUGUACUCGCAGUUCUUCCCGGAGAAAUCGCUCGACGGCGGCUACGACUUCCAGUCGAAGAUUCUCGGCCUGCCGCGCCAUACGCGGGGCGUGUGGAAUCUGACGCUGUACAACUACAGCCAGACGACGACGGUGACGCGCAUCGGUGGGCCAGGGGGGCUGCUGAAGGUGCGGGUCGAGAUCGACAAGAUCGGCGACAUGAAGCUGCACAUCUCCGACCUGUUUCAUGGGGCGAAAAUUAUCGAAUCAAUUGCCGACUUCUUCAUCAACACGAUGUGGCAACCGAGCUUCCCGUUCAUCAAGCCCCUGAUCAACGAUCUCGUCAGCGUCGCCUUUACGGACAUCUUCAACGAAUCGUUCCGGUACUUCCCACUGGAUCAGGUGAUACGAAGCUAAAACAGGGGAAUGCAACCAUCACACGCCGCCAUUUCGUCCUGCAUGGCGAAUCUCCGAAUGUGAUAAGCUUUACUUUGUAAAAAUAAAACAACUUUUCUAUUUGUACGUUUGGUAAUAAUAAAACAAAAAAAAACAAAACGCUCCUUGGGUUAAGAGAGCUACAACUGUCAAACAAAAAGUAGUGAAAAUCCCAACAAGCUUUUUCUUAUGGUGAGGUAUCUUCAACACAUACACGUAUAGUUUAACUUUAUUGUCAAGUAUGUACAUCAACAUCAAGACGAUCACUAAGCGGUCGCAAGUCACGACUGUGCUUUUGCUUCGGACUACUGGGAAAGGGGCGGUUCUGAACGAUCAUUCUCGUUUGACUGUCUCUGUCUGCUUUAUUAGUUGUACUGCGUGGGGAACAUUCGCCGGGAGGGGUGUGGGUGGGACAUCUGAGAUAUAUCUGCUUAUUGUCAAUUGAACCUGAUUAAGUAACUUCCUCGUGACAAGAUACACACACACACACACACAAACAGACACGGACAUAAAUACACACCUUCACAUCGACAUUGGCUACACUUGGGCCCUAAACUUCUGCACUGUACAACGAAUGUAAAUACCCAAUUCCGUGUCGUUGAAGUCGUACAUUGUUGGUUGGUUUUGCUUCCUAGAAAGUGUAAAUCUACUAACAGGUAGGAGUCAACAUCACGCCACUUUUGGUAGCAAUAAACUAGCGACUAGCGAGUAAAACAAAUCACUCA
Molecule: messenger RNA, 1679 nt
Organism: Anopheles gambiae (African malaria mosquito)
Lineage: Eukaryota; Metazoa; Arthropoda; Insecta; Diptera; Culicidae
Gene: Jhbp16
Exons: 4
Coding region: 190-936 (248 amino acids)
Source: RefSeq, a predicted model, not a curated record